CUUCACUUCACAUUACUUUACUUUACUUUGUCCUAUCUUAUCUUCUUCUCUUACCCUUAUUUCUUCACACCUCUUUCUCUUCUUCUUCCUCUCUUUCUUUUCCUUUUCUUCACCCUCACUCCUCCCUUCCUCCCCCUCCUCUCCCCGCUCUUCCCUCUCUACCUCCCUACAGCAUGCUGACGGUGCUCCAUACGCUCGCCAACACCGCGGGCCUCUUCAGCAAGGACCCCGCUUCGCCCGUCCCAGAGCCUGCUAACCCCUCCCAAAAGAUCAACAAGGCCCUCCAGAACCUGCAUCUCGUCCGCAAGACCAUUCUCUCUCAGAACCUCGACGAGAACCAGGAACAGCUCGCCCUCGCCCGUCUCGACCAGCUCCUCGAUCAGAUCUCUGUCUCCUCGCUCGCUGCCCUCAACUACGCCCAGCUGAACGAUCUCGCUACAGCCCUUGCUGCAACCACCACCGCCUCCUCCAAGGAGCUCACUCAGAUCCUGGCCCAGAUUCGUUCUUCCUCAACAACCACCAUCAAAAAGACUAUCAUCACCACCACCAGGACCACUGUCUCCGACGAGGACGACAAUGUCUCCGUCACCAGCUCCGAGGGCCCUUCCUCGGCUGUAACCGUUGUCGACGAUCUCGAUCAGCUCACACUCUCUGUCCGAUCCAACCUCUCGCUCGGUAUCCAGAACGAGGCUGACCUCUUCCAGCUGGUCUCCGGCAACCUUGCUGUCGAGCAUGUCGCAUACUCCCUCAGCGAUCUCGUCUUCGUCUACCCCUCAACCUCCUCUCAAUCUUAUCUUGGACAUUCCUCGGAGCAGUGGUCCAAGGCUGGUUUGAGUAACGCUACCGGUGGAGCCCUCGUUCCUCAGGUCUUAAAAAUGUCGACUCGCUCCAACGCCGCCUCCGCAGUACUCGGUGCCGUUGCCUCUCAAGAAUCCCGGAGCAGUACUCUCUCGACCUUGGCUUCCUCGGCCGCCAUUGUCAAUAUGGUCCCUAAUCUCUACCAGAUUGCUCAGUCCAGCACCCCCGUCGUCUUCCACGUCGCUGCAGAGUCCGUUGAUGCUGAUCUGAACGUUCUUCGUGGCGACUAUUCGGAUGUGCUGGUCGCUCGCGAGACCGGUCUCUUGUACCUCGCCUCGAACUCUGUUCAGGAGGCUUACGACAUCUCAAUCCUCGCCCAUGCUGUUGCUUCAGGAACUAGCCAGUCUGUGAUCCAUGUCUUGGAUGGAGUGCAGACCAGCCAGCAGGUCGAGGCCAUCAAGACCGCUAAGGAUCAGGAUGUUACUGCGUUCAUCAAGCACGAGCACAACAAGUCGAUUUUGGGCCACGAUGAGGGUUCUCUCGUCUCUGGCAUCGAGGACAUUUUCGAGAGGGCUGCUACCCUCCUCGGUCGUCGCUACAAGGCUUUUGAGUACACUGGCCCUGAAGGUCCUGAGACCGUCGUCGUCGUCUUUGGCCCUGCUUACAAUGUUGCAAAGAACUUGGGCGAGAAGGUCGGUGUCCUGAACAUCCGUCUGUACCGUCCUUGGUCAUUCUCUCACUUUUUGAAGGCUAUCCCCUUGACUACCAAGACCGUUGUCGUCGUUGAGCCUGUCGCCAGCACUGCUGCUCAUGGCCCCAUCUUCCUGGACGUCUCGGCUUCCUUCAAUCUCUGGACUGGAGUUCGCCGUCCCACUGUCGUUGACGCAAAGUACGGAUCGUAUGGCUCUGUCCUCUCUCAAGGCUGGCUCAAGGCCCUUGUUCGCCAGGCUGCCGGUUCGCAGGGCAAAUUGGACCUCUCCGCUGUUGUUGCCGAUGAAGAGCAUGCUCAGGAGGAUGUGAGCCAGGUCAUCUUCUGGGAGACAGCAUCUUCUGCCGCUGUUUCUGCUCACGUUGCCAAGCAUUUCCAGACUGCCCUCGGCCACCGUGUCCACCACAGCUCACGCGUCAAUUCCUAUCGUCACAGCACUGUCAUCGAGACCCGUCUUCAAUACUCAAAAUCCCACACCGUUGAGUUUGCAGAGUCUGCUUUGGCUGACUACGCCUUUGUCCAGGAUGUGUCCGUCUUGGCCGAGUACAGGGUUGUGGACUCGCUUAAGGCAGGAGCUGUCCUCGUUCUAAAUGCCCCCUGGAGUGUGGAGGAGCUCGAAACAAAGACGUCAGCUGCCUUCCGAUUUACAUUGGGUGCCAAGCAGAUCCAGGUGCUCUUGAUCGAUCUCGCCCAUGUUGCCAAGGAGCUCGGCCUCUCUGGAGCCGGCAAGACCCUCCUUGGACAGGUUACCUUCCUGAAGACUCAUUCUUCCAGUUUGCGCGAAGCCGCCUUUGAGUCGAUCGAGCGCCAUUACGAGACUUCGAACGCCAAGGUGCUCAAGGAUUUGAUUUCAACCCUGGUUGAGCGUGUCGACAAGGAGGUUAUUGAGGUGCCCCAGAAUGCAAACUGGUUAUCGAUCGAGCUCGGCGAGGCAGACCAGGCCGCCUUGGCUCUCCCCAAGCGUGUGCAGCCCACGAUCCGUUCCACCGUCAACGCCUUCGAUGGUUCAGCGCCCAGCACCGAGGCCGAGGUCGAGGUCGCAGAGGAGAGCGAGGCCGUCCUGGCCAAGACCUCGAACUGGCACAAAGCUGCCUGGCAGCUCCUGUUCUCGGAGGCGUACGACACCAACCACAAGUUGUCGGACGAGGGUCACGCUUAUCUGGUCACCAUCACCGAGAAUCGCCGCUUAACUCCCAGCACUUACGAUCGCAAUGUUUUCCACCUCGAGUUUGACACUACUGACACUGGACUUCGCUAUGAGAUCGGUGAUGCGCUCGGAAUCCACGGCUGGAACGACACUCAGGAGGUUCUCGACUUUAUCGAGUUCUACGGCGAGAAGCCCGAGACGGUCGUAGUCGUACCCCGCGCUUUGGCCAAGAACGCGCCCGAGGGCACUCUCCCCCGUCACCAGACCAACAGUUUGUUCCAGAUCUUGCAGCAGACCUUGGAUCUCUUUGGCCGUCCUUCGAAGCGCUUUUAUGCUGAUCUGAUUCCAUAUGCAACCAAUGCCACCGAGAAGGAGCGCCUGUCGUACCUUAUCUCGCCCGAGGGAGCUGCCGAAUUCAAGGACCGUGUGGACGAGACCUUGACCCAUGCAGACAUCUUGCGUGAGUUCCCUUCGGCCCAUCCCUCUAUUCCUCAUCUCAUCAACAUGCUGCCAGCCAUCAAGCCCCGUCAUUACUCGAUCGCGUCUUCGAUGAAGGCCCACCCCAACUCUGUGCAUCUCUUGGUCGUCGCCGUAGAGUGGGCUGCGCCCUCGGGCAAGGCACGCUUUGGUCAGUGCACACGCUACUUAACUUCGCUGGGAGUCGGUGCCAAGGUGACAGUGUCGAUCAAGCCCUCGGUCAUGACCCUGCCCCCCUCGCCCCACCAGCCGGUCAUCAUGGCAGGUUUGGGAACUGGAAUGGCUCCCUUCCGCGCUUUUAUCCAGGAACGUGCCUGGCAAAAGGCUCAGGGUAUGGAAGUUGGGCCUAUGAUCCUUUACUUUGGAUCGCGUAACCGAUCAAAUGAGUACCUGUACGGCGAGGAGCUCGAGGCAUACCACGCCGAUGGUCUCUUGACACAUCUGCGCCUGGCCUUCUCUCGCGACCAGAAGGAGAAGAUCUACAUUCAGCACAAGAUGAACGAAGAUGGCAAGCUGUUGCACAAGUACCUGCUCGACAGCCAUUUGAAUGGCCACUUUUACCUGUGCGGACCAACCUGGCCCGCUGGCGAUGUUAAGGAUGCGAUUGUUCAGAGCUUUAUGGAUGGCGAGCAGUGCGCUGAGAUUGACGCUAACCGUAUUGUGAACAAGUUGAAGGAGGGAGAGCGCUACGUCCUGGAGGUUUACUAAAUAAGAAGGAGUUGCUUUCUUUUCUUCUUUUUUGCAUUCUAAUAAACACGCAUUCGCAUCUUCCC
Molecule: messenger RNA, 3904 nt
Organism: Gamsiella multidivaricata
Lineage: Eukaryota; Fungi; Mortierellomycota; Mortierellomycetes; Mortierellales; Mortierellaceae
Exons: 2
Coding region: 174-3839 (1221 amino acids)
Cellular component (GO): cytosol
Molecular function (GO): sulfite reductase (NADPH) activity; FMN binding; flavin adenine dinucleotide binding
Source: RefSeq, a predicted model, not a curated record